Clunio marinus is the source of this 902-nucleotide messenger RNA. The record is from the annotation of a GenBank genome assembly. NCBI's taxonomy places the organism in Eukaryota, Metazoa, Arthropoda, Insecta, Diptera, Chironomidae.
CAAGGGAAUUGAAGUUUGUAAACAAAACUUGCCGGUGUUUACAAAAUAUUUUCUUUUAAAUCAAUUAUUAUGGAAAAUCAUACUCAUACGAUACUUGGCAGCUUACCAAAAGCUAAAACCCAAAGUCAUUUACUAAUUGAAACAUAUCAUCGUCUUAAUCUGGAGAAUAUAAAAACACGAGAUGAGCAUAUGUGCAAAAAGUGUCUUACACAUUGGAAAGUCGGACAAUUUUCAUUGAAAAUAAAUCCAUCGAAUCAUCGAAGAAGAGGAAGAAGACAACAUAAAAUCGAAAGACUUCAGAAAGCUCUAAAGACAAUCGAGAAGAAGAAUGAAAAGAGAAAAUUAAUGCGAAAAGUUCAACAUCUUCAAAAGUUGAAUAAUCACGAAGCGGUUUACACAUGCGAGAUCUGUAAGAAUGUAACGAAAGUUCUCUGUUGGAAACCGAAGGCAAAUAAACAAGAAAAUCCUGCAACAUCUGUGAAAAGCAGCACACUUGAAACGAAUGAAGAAUUGAGUCAUAAAGGCGAUGAAAAGAAUAAGAAAAUUAAGAUAAAGAAGAAGAAAAAGAAGACAGCUGGUCUUAUCAUUCCUCAGCAACUUUCACAUUCAUCUAAAGCUCAACAACUGAUUUCGAUAUCCAAAUUAUCCGACAUAUUUCAACAGCAGUCAUCAAAAUCACAGACAUCAAAAUUAAAUCAAUUUCUUAAAUGAAACAUCACCUCAAAAGCUAUUUUACACGCACAAAAACCUUAAGUGCUAUGAAACAAGCUAAAAUUAUCCUUAAUCAUCAACAACAACACGUAGUUUUCUCCUUCUCAUGUCUUUCUCGUCACUCUUCCUUCUUUCUUGAGACAUUAAUUCGACAAUGAAGAGAAAAGCAAUAAAAAAUAUAUCUACGAACA